Molecule: messenger RNA, 4021 nt
Organism: Oncorhynchus nerka (sockeye salmon)
Lineage: Eukaryota; Metazoa; Chordata; Actinopteri; Salmoniformes; Salmonidae
Gene: pidd1
Product: p53-induced death domain protein 1
Exons: 16
Coding region: 90-2882 (930 amino acids)
Biological process (GO): signal transduction; apoptotic process; DNA damage response
Molecular function (GO): protein binding
Source: RefSeq, a predicted model, not a curated record
AAACAAAGAAGAAAGUGGAAUUCAAAUGAGGACGGAGAAGAUGGAGGAAAUUAAUAAAGGACUGAUAGCAGUUACAGACCGAGAUAACGAUGACGACGACCCUGCCUCCAUCCCUCCUGCUCCCUCCAUCCCUCCUGCUCCCUCCAUCCCCCCCCACCCUCUCAUCUCCCUCUCCCUCCUUCCUGGCUCCUCUCUCCUCGUUCUCUCCAGUUCCGUCCCUCACCCCUCCCCUUCCCCCGUCAGUAGAGCUGUGUGCAGUGCUCACCGACACUAGACUGACUCUGGAUGUAUACCAGGGCGGGACUGCUGUGCUACAGCUACUAUGGGUGUCUGUCCCUGGGCAGCUGAGGGGCCUGCAGUACCUCCGACUGGGCUCGGAGGACAGGGGGGCGCUAGAGGGAGCCCUGGAGGUCCUACCGCACCUCACACAGCUACGCUCACUGGCUAUUAGAGGACACUGUUUCCAUGACGCCCAUGGUGACCCCCUCCCCGGCCUUCUCACCUCUCUUCCUCCCUCUCUCUCAUCCCUUUCUCUCCUCGUCCACCUGGACCUCUCCUUCAACCUCCUCUCCUCCUUCCCUCCCUGCCUCCUCACCCUCCCCCUCCUCUCCACCCUCCUCCUGGGUCACAACCACCUCACUGAUCUCCCUCCCUCCUUCGGUCCUCUCCCUGCCCUCCGCUACCUCUCUCUCCUGGGGAACUGUCUGGCCUCUCUCCCCCCCAGCCUGGGUCAGUUGAAGACACUCCACACCCUGGAUGUCUCCUAUAACCUCCUGGAGACAUUACCUGAGGAGAUCGGUGCGCUGGAGGAGCUGGUCAAACUGGAGCUGUCACACAACAGGCUAAAGAGGCUGCCUGAGACCAUGGGCUGUCUCCUGUCUCUCAGGGACCUGGUGAUCCACAGUAAUGACCUGCGUGUUCUCCCCGUCUGUCUCUGUCUGGACAAACUGGAUAAGUUAAAGGUAGACGUAAGGAACAACCCCCUGGGAAGACCCCCUACCCCUCCACCACUACCACCCACACCUGGCCAGGUGGAAACACGCAUUCCAGAGUUACACCUUGGACCGAAUCGACACAGGUUCUGUGUGUCGUCUGCUGGUUGUCAUGUGUUCCUCCCAGGGGGAGCGGAGCUACUGUUUCCCUCGGGUUGCCUAGCGACGACCACCACGCUGCAGUGGGCGGAGCGUAGGCCAGACAGGAAAUGGGUGUGGCUAGAGGAGCAUGACUUCCUGCUGAGUCGACCACUGGAACUCCUCCCACACGGGAUCUCCUUUUUAAAGCCAGUGGAGGUGUGUGUACCGUACCACCGGUCCAGGAAAGGGGAGGUGGUUGUGAGGAGGUUUGAUGGACAGCAGUGGAGUACACUAUCCACUGAGACCAGAAGGGGCAGUAUAGGACACAGCAGUCACCCCGGAGGCCGACCUGCCAGGCUGGCCUGCGUCUCCGUGAGACAGUUCUCCUGGUUUGUGGCAGUGGGUCGUCCAGUCAGGGACAGUUGCUCUGUGACACCAGAGGGGGCGCUGUUGGUGUCACGUUCAGACGCAGGCAUCAAACUGACCUUCCCCCCGGACUGCACUGUUCAGACCCGCACCAUCACUCUACAGGUGCUACAGGUGUCUGUCACUGAGGUCCAGACGUUGUUUGGAGACCCUCAGGCCAGAGUCAGUCCCCUCCUCUGUCUCUUUCAAGACCCCAGCAUCCAAUUCCUCCAGCCAAUCAAGGUGCAGGUCCCGCUGCCAACUGGACUCGCUGGUCAUACAGUAGACCUGUCCUGUCUCCACCUGCUUCAUGGAGACCCCAGCGCCCACACCUGGACAGACAUAACCUCACAGGUGUCCCUGUACGUCACACAGCUCUACGCCAUCUUCUACAUCACUCACUUCUCCUGGUACUGGCUGUGGUACACUACCCAGCGCUGUGUUAGCGGGGUGGUCCGUAGGGUUUACCAGAGACUGAAGCAGUUUCAGGUCCAGUUCCUGGUGCUACAGAGGAGAACAGACCCCAAACAGGUUCUGCUACAGUGCCUGCCUGCUGACAAGGUGGACAACAGAGUACAGUCUCUGUCAGAGCAGUACGAUGGCCCACAACCCUCAGACCUCUGUGACCUGUUGGAGGGAGAGCAGUUCUUCGCUGGCUUCGAGAGGGGCCUAGACGUCAGCGCAGAUAGACCAGACUGUGCGGAAGGGAGACUGUCGUUUGUGUUCUACUCUCGGUUGAAGAAUCUCAAAGAGGUGUACGUCUGUCCAACACAGAAGCAGGAGGGGUCAAUCAGGGGCCAGGUGUCUUUCUAUCGAGGGGAGGUUCCCAGUGACAUACCACAGGAAGUGGCCAGGAAAAGGAAAGGACACGACAGCCAAUGGCUGGCCACCUUACCACUCAGACUUCCUGGCCUAAACUCAGAGGGUGGUAGUAAUGGUAUGGACUGGGAGCAGCCUCAGUACCCUCCACUGAACCUGGGCGACCCAGAGAGCGGGUACCUGACUGAGGCUAACCUGCUGGCCAUCUCCCUGCAGAUCGGACAGGACUGGAGGUCCAUUGGCAUCAACCUGGGAAUCAGCUACCAGGAGCUGGACCGCAUGCAGUACAAAUACAGAGACAACCUAGGGGCCGUGGUGUUGGAGAUGCUGUUCCACUGGGCCCGGGGUCAGCAGCAGGAGGGUGUUGGGUUGCGUCCCGCUGGAGGUCCAGGCCAGCAGGGUAUUGGUGCAGUGCCCAGGUUGAUAGAUGCCAUGGUGGAGAGUGGCAGGAGGGACCUGGCUGAGGAGAUUAAAGACAUAGUGAGGCUAGGAACCCGGAAGUAUAAUGAGUCACUGAGGAGGGUGGGCCUAGAAGAGGAAGAGAAGAGGCCUUCAACAGACACAGAUCCCUCACCUUCACACUGAACCAACUGACAGAGGGAGUAUAGAGAGUCAAUGAGGAGAGUGAGAUUACAGGAAGAGACCACCUCAUCUUCACACUGAGGAGUGUGAGAUUACAGGAAGAGAACACCUCAUCUUCACACUGAGAUUGCAGGAAGAGACCACCUCAUCUUCACACGGAGGAGAGUGAGAUUAGAGGAAGAGGAGAUGACUGAACUCAUCCCUUCAUUCUGAAGCAGUAGACUGAACUCAUCCCUUCAUUCUGAAGCAGUAGACUGAACUCAUCCCUUCAUUCUGAAGCAGUAGACUGAACUCAUCCCUUCAUUCUGAAGCAGUAGACUGAACUCAUCCCUUCUUUCUGAAGCAGGAGACUGAACUCAUCCCUUCUUUCUGAAGCAGGAGACUGAACUCAUCCCUUCUUUCUGAAGCAGUAGACUGAACUCCGUAAAACACUGGGGUUUAAAGUAACUGUUUCUAUGAAAUGUGAUCUAUAAUUAAUUACAAUAUGAGUGAAAUAGUCUUCCUUCUAAAUAGUCUUCUUUAAAUGUGUUAAAAAGCAACUUUUCUGUGUUGUAAUGGUGUGGCCGUAUAUGGUAAUUGAAAAUAUUCACGCAAGCAGAAUGCUGAUUGGAUAUAGCAAGCUUUUUUCUUUAAACUUUCUGUUUUUAGAUACAAGUGUGAGGUACGGUUUUUAAAGUGUUUUGUCUCCAAUUUAUGCUCUGGCCACAAAUACAAGUAUAGGAUAAGUCAACAACAUUAUUUGGGUUUGAGCUAACAGAAUAUGAACUUUUAAAUGUGAGAUUUUCACUGGACAGUUACUUGAAGCCCUUGGAAAGCCUCAGGCCGGACCAGCCGGUUCUGCAGUGGAAAGCCUCAGGCCGGACCAGCCGGUUCUGCAGUGGAAAGCCUCAGGCCGGACCAGCCGGUUCUGCAGUGGAAAGCCUCAGGCCGGACCAGCCGGUUCUGCAGUGGAAAGCCUCAGGCCGGACCAGCCGGUUCUGCAGUGGAAAGCCUCAGGCCGGACCAGCCGGUUCUGCAGUGGAAAGCCUCAGGCCGGACCAGCCGGUUCUGCAGUGGAAAGCCUCAGGCCGGACCAGCCGGUUCUGCAGUGGAAAGCCUCAGGCCGGACCAGCCGGUUCUGCAGUGGAAAGCCUCAGGCCGGA